CCGGGAUGGAGGCGAUGACCUUCCCCCGCUACAGCCCCGAAGACAUCAUCAACUACCUCCGCAGCCACGUCCUGACGGGCGCCGAGGCCCGGAACCUGGUCAAGGGCGACGUGUUCGGCAACCCCAAGCCUGAAGUUUUACACAUGAUUUAUAUGAGAAUCCUGCAGAAGGUAUAUGGAAUCCGCCUGGAGCAUUUCUACAUGAUGCCAGUCAACGUUGACAUAAUGUAUCCGCAGAUAUUUGAAGGCUUUCUACCUGUUUGUAAUUUGUACAUUCACAUGGAACGCUUACUUCCAGUGUGUCGGAUUAAUGAUUUUCAAAUUGCUGAUGUUUUAAAUCCAAAAACAAAGAGGACAGCUCGCUUCUUGAGUGGCAUUCUCAACUUUGUAAAUUUCAGAGAAUUCCGACGUGAGGUCUACUUGGAGCUACAACUGAACUAUAAAUUGGCUAUGGAGAAACACCAACAACUGGAGACCGCAAAUCGGGAGGCAGCAAUGAAGCUGGAGAAACUGAACACCGUUCCAGUUGAACAUCAAGCAGAGGUCAAGCAACUGACAGAUAACAUUCGAGAACUGGAGCAACUACUAAGGCAAGACUAUCGUCGGAAACAAACAGCUUUGCAAGAAGUGAUUUCGCAAAAGAAGUCAGAUAUUGCAGAGAGUACCCGAAAACUGAAUGAGCUUAAAGUGACAAUGGCUACUUUGAAAGAAGAACAAGAGCAGCUGAAAUCAAAAAUUGUGGAGAGUCCAGAAGAACUGAAAAAUUACAAAGAACUGAUGAAAGAGACUGUUAAGAAACUCAAGAAAUCCAAGCAAGAAGUUAUUGAGAAAUAUGAAGGUUAUAGAGACCUAGUUGAGGUUCUGCCAUCAUGCCAAUUGGAGGUGCAGUUAUAUCAAAAGAAGAUGGAAAGACAGGGAGCAAAUGUGGAGAGACUGGCCAGUGUAUUAUCAGAGGUCAGAAAUCUGGAGGACCAGCUUGAGAGUGCUCAGAUAGAGCUGAAAAAGGGAAAGACAGAUGAAAUGUCCUUAAAGAGACUGGUCACUGCAAAGCAUGAGAAGCUGUCUACAGCUGAAAUAAGGAUAAAAAAGAAACGUGAAGAUGUUGAGCAAUAUAAGCACACUGUAUUUGAAUAUUGUAACAAAGUUCAGGAGAAGAGGGGUGCUGUAUAUGAUAAAGUGACGGCCAUUCACAAAGAAAUCCAACAGACGAGGUUCAAAAUUCAGCAGCUGAAUGAGAAUGCUGAAAAAGAAGAAAUGAAAGCCAAGGAAAUAUACCUAAAUCUGAAGGCUGGGUUGGAGAAGCGUCAUGACUCUCUCAUUAAGACAGCAAAGAGUUAUGCAGCCUUAAGAGAAGAUAAAAUAGCUGAACUGAAGAAGGGGCUGCUUAGAGUUCAGACUCCUGGAAGUAGUUCUUAGACCUGUCUUCACUUGUAUUCCACUUCCAUUAUGUGUAUCCUCAUAUCUGAACUCAAGAGCUUGUGCUUUGUAUGGGAUGGAUAAUUCCAGGCAAAAGCCAGCUUUCGCAAAAACCAUGUCAAACGCGUUUAGUGCUCUCAGCAGAUCCUGGUGUUGUGAGGUCAUGACAAUGCGGAUAAGAAAACACCCAUUUUAGCCUGUUUAUAUUGUUUCAGUCAGUAUCUGAUUUUAGUGGUAAUAAUGCAAGUCUUGCUAACACCAAAUUGCUUGACAUUUAGACAGAAUCCUGCUUUUUGUAGAAACUGCUCUGCAAAGUUUGAUCUGGGAAGACCUAGCGCUUUGGUCUGGCCUGAAUGGACACUGUUCAAGAUAAGUCAGUAAUAGGUGAUAUUCCACUACCAUUAUUCAAUUAAGAUUAAAUGCUGAUGGAGCAGUAGCAUCCAUGUAAAUGCCAACUUAUUCUCAUCACGAAUACUGGUGACUGGAAACACUCAAGAGUAUCAUUUAGUUAAUAGCACAGUACCUCUAGAUGCUUGAACUCAUUGUUUCUGCUCUGUGGGGUAUUGAACCCUCAUCUGUGUUUAUUGGAAAGUCUAUGUUUGGGUGUUUAGUCCUAUAAAAAUUACAUAGAUGAGUAUUUUUAUACCUUAACUUGUGGUGGCUCUCAGUUUGCUACAGUGUUUUUAAUUAUUUCCAGAAAUAAAAUGUUAAUUUUUAAAAUAGUUGAUAUAAGGAUAUUUAACCCUAUUCCUCUUCUGUCUUUUUCCCUCCCUUCUCUCCCAACUGACUUGGCAUAACAUUCCAGUUUAAAAACUUUGGUUUGUACAUGUGUAGGAAUGUGUACUACUGAAAGUUUUUAUAAUGAAGCCUGUAUAGAUAAUACCUUGUUUUGUUUAAUUCUUCAGCUUCUCUUGCUAGGGCCUCUAGCUAGUAAGUCAGUUAGGAACAGCAGGCAGUCAUUGCUUCUAAAGCGCUUACAGAGGCAUCAGACCCUUCUAAUGUUUUGCUUGAGGUUUUUUCCUACAUUAUAGCAUGUGAGAUAUUUCAGUGAAAGUGUGUGUUAAUCUGCAAAUCUUAACCUACUACAAAGCUUCUUGUACAGUUUUCCCGUUUCCACCAAAUAUAGUCUGUGUGAUAGGUGUGUGUAUCACUACUUCAUGUUUUUGAGUGUACUCUUCAUCCCAAGAUGAUGUGCAGCAGCAUCUGGUCUAGAGACUAGUGAAAAUCUAACUGCUACUGACUUUGUCCAAGAGCUAAAGAUGUUAAAUACAUGCAAAGCACAGAAAAAUUCUUUAUAGAUUUCAUGCACUAGGCCACACAUGGAAUAAUCAGUGAUGUUUUGGAUAUUGUGCUUUGAAAGCGAGUUUUUAAUGAAUCUCUCCUUUUGCGCUGUGUGUUAAAGCAUUAUGUUCUUCAUGUGCAGGUGUGCUCCACUCCCUUUGCCAUACCAUGGGUUCUAGUGUGACACAGAUACUAUCUACAGGAAGAUGCUGCUUCUCAUUGGUGGUACUUGCUAAUGAACUUGAUGUCUGUUCAAAACUGUGUGAUAAUUUUUAGGUUUUUCCAGACUUGCAAUACUAUGAAAUCCUUGAAAAACAGAUGGCGAGGCUUGUGUAGAGUUUUUCAGCAGAUGAUUUUGAUGGGAUAAACUUACUGUCCUUCAGGAAACUGCAUAUAAAGAUCAAGAUUCUUAGGCUAUAGAGAGAUCGUGCUUGUGUAGCUCAGUGAUUAGGAAUUUGCAAGACAAAUAAAAUGCUAGAUUCUGUUCCUGCUCUUGCGUUUUGCAACACCAGCUGUUGGGUAAAAUAAAAGGCUGCAAUUCAUGAAGAAACAAAACUUCUGAUUUCCAGAGACAGGUUUAUGUGUUUCCAAUAGGCUCUU
Gavia stellata (red-throated loon) is the source of this 3296-nucleotide messenger RNA. RefSeq names its product NUF2 component of NDC80 kinetochore complex (gene NUF2). Bases 6 to 1415 code for a protein of 469 amino acids. The record is from RefSeq and is a predicted model, not a curated record. Gene Ontology annotation, molecular function: protein-containing complex binding. The transcript has 13 exons. Gene Ontology annotation, biological process: attachment of mitotic spindle microtubules to kinetochore; mitotic spindle organization; kinetochore organization. NCBI's taxonomy places the organism in Eukaryota, Metazoa, Chordata, Aves, Gaviiformes, Gaviidae. Gene Ontology annotation, cellular component: Ndc80 complex; kinetochore.